This is a messenger RNA of Acanthosepion pharaonis, 1047 nucleotides long. The record is from the annotation of a GenBank genome assembly. NCBI's taxonomy places the organism in Eukaryota, Metazoa, Mollusca, Cephalopoda, Sepiida, Sepiidae.
AUGUCAAUCUGUUUCACUGGAUUUCUUUAUUGGGAAUCACAUCAGUUUUGUCAGUCACCUUUUCCACUCUUUCGGUCUUCUUUCUCUGUUUCCGCCAUUUAUUAUUUCUACCAUUCUCUAUUCAUUCUCCUUCUCUUUCUCUCAACCCACAUCCUCUUUUAUUUUCCUCUCUCUAUCAGUUUUCUUUUUCUAUAUCCCUCAUUCUUUCACCUUUCCUCUCACUUCCUAUUUGUUCUUGUCUUUUACUUCGUUUCGACUUUCUUCAUUUAUUUCUGUGUUAUUUCGUCUUCUCUCCAAUCUCUCUAUCUCUUUUUUUUUACUCUUACUGUUCACCCUCUUAAUUCUCUUUUCUUUCGCUGCUUUCUUUUCACCUCUCUUUCCCUCUCUUCUUUCAGUUCCCAUUUGAUUUUGAUGUCUGUUUCUCUUCUUUUUCUCUUUCUACUUUCUCUUUCGUUCAAAUCAGUCUCUUUAUGUCGUUUGGCCUUUUCUCAAGUGUUUCUCUCUCUCUAUCAUCUCUUUCAUUCGAUCUAUCUAUCUAUCUAUCUAUCUAUCUAUCUAUCUAUCUAUCUUAGUCUUUACAUAUAUAUCUUCGUCUGUUCAUAUCUAUCUAUAUAUCUAUUUAUCUAUCUAAGUCUUUACAUAUAUAUCUUCGUCUGUUCAUAUCUAUCUAUCUAUCUAUCUAUCUAUCUAUCUAUCUAUCUAUCUAUCUAUCUAUCUAUCUUAGUCUUUACAUAUAUAUCUUCGUCUGUUCAUAUCUAUCUAUCUAUCUAUCUAUCUAUCUAUCUAUCUAUCUAUCUAUCUAUCUAUCUAUCUAUCUAUCUUAGUCUUUACAUAUAUAUCUUCGUCUUUUCAUAUCUAUCUAUCUAUCUAUCUAUUGGACUUUUCUUCACAAUAUCAAAUCUAUCUAUCUAUCUAUCUAUCUAUCUAUCUAUCUAUCUAUCUAUCUAUCUAUCUAGAGAGAGAGAGAGAGAGAGAGAGAGAGAGAGAGAGAGAGAGAGAAAGAGAGAGAGAGAGACUCGUCGUUUUCGACGUAUGCGAUUCCAGUAG